This is a messenger RNA of Rhopalosiphum maidis (corn leaf aphid), 839 nucleotides long. RefSeq lists its product as uncharacterized. The coding region runs from base 16 to 597 and encodes 193 amino acids. Lineage: Eukaryota; Metazoa; Arthropoda; Insecta; Hemiptera; Aphididae. The record is from RefSeq and is a predicted model, not a curated record. The transcript has 5 exons.
GAACAGAUAGAAAUUAUGAAAUAUUAUAUAUUUUUUUUGUUUAUACAAGUUAUAUUCACAGUUAAUUUGGAAUCUGCCAAGUUUUCCGAUGUAAAAAUAUUUUCGACUUCUCCAAUUGGUCCAUACAAGUUAGUUUUCAAACAGAUUUAUAGUGCCAAUUCUACGAAGAAUAAUAAAUUGCAGUACAACUUUUAUUUAAGUCAUAAGGACAAUAAAACAACUGUUUUUGGAAAUAUAACCACGAAUAUUCCUUUGGACGACACUUUAUUUGUAGGCGUUAAAAUUGCUGUCAAAGAUUCAUCCGGAAGAUGGAAAGAGAAUUCGUUAAUGCAGAAAUGGCAAAAUGCAUGCUCUACUUUAAAACAAUUUGCCGGAAACGCGUGGUCUACGUUUUUGUAUGGAUUUGGAGUUAAUCAUACUAAUUGCCCUAUACCCAAGGGAUUUUAUAUAGCCCCUGGUGUAGAUACUUCAAUAUUAAAGAACUCCAAUCUACCAAAAACAUUUUUGUAUGGUACAUACAAAGUUCACAUUUAUUUGUCGCAACAAAAUGAAAUAGUUGGUGGUCAAGUUGUCAUUGUAGAAUUAAAGCGUCCUUGAAAUUUGAAUUAUUCACAUACACUCAGAAUAAUAUUAUAAAAAUCUGAAAAAAAAAAACAGUUUUCGUAUGCAAUUUAACGAGACAAUCACUGAUCAAGAGAUAAAUGACUUGCAACUAUCCUACAGAGUGACAUUUUUGUAUCCAUGUUAUCUACUUUCCAUAUAAUUUCAAUUUGUUUAAUGAAUAAACUUAUAAUUCACAAUAGUAUACUUUUGCUCUAGUCAAAAAAUAUUAAAAAACA